Molecule: messenger RNA, 883 nt
Organism: Racocetra persica
Lineage: Eukaryota; Fungi; Glomeromycota; Glomeromycetes; Diversisporales; Gigasporaceae
Source: the annotation of a GenBank genome assembly
UUAUCAGCAGGUCAGCUUCAAGGGGAAUGGCCACCAAUCGAUAAACCACCAACAAUAUUAAGCAAACACUUACAAAAAGUAGAUUUAACAAAAGUUGCAAAUGCUCCUGUUAGAACCUCGACUACCGAUUGUUCAGGCGAUGACCAAUACUGUUAUUGGAGUUGUACUAACUGUAUUCGUAAUGAUACUGAUGUUAUUACGUGUCCGAAUGCAGACGAUUGGGGGCUUAGUCUUGAUGAUGGUCCAAGUGAAAAUACGCCCGACAUUCUUACAUUUUUAGAUGCUCAAAAUAUUAAAGUUACCUUCUUUGUUGUUGGUUCUCGGGUAUAUGAACAUCCUGAAAUCUUACAAAGAGCAUUUAAAGCUGGCCACCAAAUUGGUGUACAUACAUGGUCUCAUCGAAGUCUCACUACUCAAACUACUGAACAAAUAAUUGCCGAGUUAGAAUGGACUGCUGAUGCCAUAGUAGCUGCGAUCGGUGUCAGACCAAAAUACAUGCGUCCACCAUUUGGUGAUUAUGAUGAUAGGAUACGUGAUAUAUGCAAACAACUUGGUUAUAAGGUCGUAAUUUGGGAUAGAGAUACAAAUGAUUGGUUAUCUGAUGAAGGUGCAUCAUUCCAAGCAUCUUGGAUUGAAGCAAACUUUACCCAAUGGGUCAAAGAACCAUCUAAUACUGGCCACAUUUCAUUGCAACAUGAUUUAUAUAAAGUUGCUGCGGCUCAAGUUCCAAAGGUAAUUCCUAUUCUCUCAAAUGGUGGUUUUAAGAUUAAACAAGUUGGUACUUGUCUGGGUGAUAAUAGCUUCUAUCAAGGUAAUGUCACGACUCCGGAGCAAACUUCUACUUCUGUAAAUCAGCCAACAAAUUUCGGCAAAGCCACAACAG